Molecule: messenger RNA, 697 nt
Organism: Dicrocoelium dendriticum
Lineage: Eukaryota; Metazoa; Platyhelminthes; Trematoda; Plagiorchiida; Dicrocoeliidae
Source: the annotation of a GenBank genome assembly
CACAACGCAGAAGCAUUGAAGCGCAGAUCCCCGCAGCCAUCAUCUCCAUUUAUGAAUGUAGUAACGCCCCAAGGCAUCCCACACCGAAAACCUUAUCUACUUGAAAAGCCCGAUUCUUCCGUUCUGCUGGUCCAUGACAACAACGGAUCCAAGAGUUGUACUUGGCUCCCAACUCAGAGAACCUUGAAAAACUCACGCCAACCUAACAACAGAGAUAGCCACAAAGCACGGCUAUCAAAGCCAAUGAGGUACCAUCACACCGUCAAAUCCAAUAAUCACAGUGCACAUGAACAGGAGCCCAGAUCGCCGCAAAAGUCACCUUCAGUUACGAGUGUGGUAAUGCCUCAACGCAUCUUCUCACCUCACAAGCCUUAUCUACUUGAAAAACCACACAUCACAGGGCUCGAUCGCGGCCGCAACCGUACCAGUGUAAGCAGCGCCACUUCACCAUAUCUCCAUACCGUUUUACAUACACCAUUCGCGCCGGCGAAACAACUUGCUAAACAAGUCAUUUCUAGUCGCAACACCGCUCACUUGCGAUCACAUGAGCUUCAUAUGUCGCGGACGAAGCGUAGUCGGACGCAGCCGAAGGGUUUACUUAAUAAGGCGAGUUACCUACCUGCGCCACUGACGUCUACGCAAGACGACCGUACAAACCAGGCCAAAUACGCACCUCAUCCAAGGCAGUUUACCUUAG